AUGUGGUGGUAUGAUCUUCUCGCAAUUUUCUCGCUUCAAGCUAUAGCUCUGCUCGAUGCUUGUCCAACGAAGUGUCAAUGCAUCGGUCAAGCUCGCGUAUCGGUUUACUGCGACUUUCGGGGACUAGAGGAAGUGCCAAGUAACAUUCCAGUAGCCACAACAUACUUGGAUUUCUCAGGGAAUAAAUUCACAAAAGUGGUUCCGGAAAUGUUUCUUGGCCACGCAAAUGACAGCGACGGCGUAUUCUUUGCACAAAAAGUCCCUCUUGAGCAGCUUGAAGUGAUACGACUUGAUCUGAAUCCCUUAGAUACUGUGAGCGAACACGCCUUGGAUACGACUCCGUCAUUGGAAUUUAUCUAUUUACCAUUUGAUAUAAAAAUUCAACGCCAAGCUUUUGUCCAGAUGAAAACGGAUAAAUUGACAUUUGACGGCUACAAUCGUGUUGUGCAUCACCCGCUAGAAAAUCCUCACUUUGUCGCUUUUUCUCGAGAUGCUACAUAA
Molecule: messenger RNA, 501 nt
Organism: Plasmopara halstedii
Lineage: Eukaryota; Oomycota; Peronosporomycetes; Peronosporales; Peronosporaceae
Product: RxLR-like protein
Exons: 5
Coding region: 1-501 (166 amino acids)
Source: RefSeq, a predicted model, not a curated record